GACAUGAAUUGGGCACAAUGAGCCGGGCCAGAGACGAAUGAUUUGUGAUUUGUGGCUAAUUUGUAUGCGAAGUGGCAGAGGCGCGUAACUCGCGUAACUCGAUUGGGAAGCCAUCAACAAUAUUAUGCAAAGAGUCCAACGGAAUGGAGCUACAAUCUGAGUAUAAAAUGCUCGAUUGACCCACAAGCAACGAGUCAUUCGUCAACGAGCCGAGUCGAUAACGUUUUGCAUCAUGAAAUACCAGCUGGCUAUAGUAUUUGUAAUUGCCUCCGUGGCCGUAGUCCUGGCCCGACCAGAGCCACCAAAAUCCCGCUAUGGACCACCGCCGGUACCGCAAAAGGAAUACGGACCACCACAACAGGCUCAACCGUUGCCAGUUUAUGGACCACCCGCCGAAUUCUAUGGCCCACCAGCCGCACCCACUGUGGAGUCAAUUGUCACCAAGAAUGUCUAUGUGCAUGUGCCGCCAGAGGAGCCAGAAUUAUAUCCAGCCGCUUCACCCAUCCAGACAGCUGUGCCCAAGAAGCAUUACAAGAUCAUAUUCAUUAAGGCUCCCAAUCCACCAGUGCCAGUGCGUCAAGUUUUGCCGCCACCAGUGCAGGAUGAGCACAAGACUCUGGUCUAUGUGCUGGUCAAGAAGCCCGAGGAGCAACAGCCUCUGAUUCUGCCAUCGCCAGCGCCCACAGAGCCUAGCAAGCCAGAGGUCUAUUUCAUCAAGUACAAACAGCAACCGAAACCGGCUACCCAAUAUGGUCCACCAGCUGCUCCAGCUAACGAAUACGGAGCUCCACCAGCACCAAGAACUCUGGAACAGUUCUAGUUCUAAUAUAAACACUUAGCCAGGUUGAGAAAAAAAAAAAAAACAAAUUGUAAAUAUUAUUUAUAG
Messenger RNA from Drosophila willistoni, 886 nucleotides. Its product is annotated as extensin-1. The record is from RefSeq and is a predicted model, not a curated record. The transcript has a single exon. Bases 233 to 820 code for a protein of 195 amino acids. Lineage: Eukaryota; Metazoa; Arthropoda; Insecta; Diptera; Drosophilidae.